Molecule: messenger RNA, 2196 nt
Organism: Salvia miltiorrhiza (redroot sage)
Lineage: Eukaryota; Viridiplantae; Streptophyta; Magnoliopsida; Lamiales; Lamiaceae
Exons: 2
Coding region: 1-2196 (731 amino acids)
Biological process (GO): telomere maintenance; DNA repair
Molecular function (GO): DNA helicase activity
Source: RefSeq, a predicted model, not a curated record
AUGAGAGCAGAAUUGUAUCAAGGAAUUGUGGAUAGUGUCUUUAAUGGAGAAUUAAGAGGAAAUGAAGUUGGCAAAAGAAUUGUUCUACCAGCAACAUUUAUAGGAGGACCAAGAUAUAUGCGUCGUAGAUAUCUUGAUGCAUUGACAUUAGUUCAAAGAUUUGGAAAACCAGAUCUAUUCAUUACAAUGACUUGCAAUCCAGAGUGGAAAGAAAUACAACAAACAUUAUAUGAUGGUCAAACAGCUCAAGAACGUCCAGACUUAACUACACGAGUAUUUCGAGCAAAACUGCAAGACUUGAAAUAUCAAUUAUUCAAGAGGAAAUUUUUUGGACAUGUAGCUGCACAUGUUGAUGUAGUUGAAUUUCAAAAAAGAGGGUUACCACAUGUCCACAUGCUGAUAAUUUUCAAGUCUGGGCAUAAGUUGAAUACGACAAGUGAAAUAGAUAAGUUUGUAAGUGCCGAACUUUCUGAUGAAGAAAACAAUUCCGAAUUGUUUGAAUUGGUGAAAAAACAUAUGAUGCAUGGACCUUGCUGUAUGGUAAAAGGAAAAUGCAAAUGCCAUUAUCCACGACCAUAUUGUGAAAGCACACAACAAGGUAAAGAUGGAUAUCCAAUUUACAGAAGAAGAAAAAAUGGAUCAAUUGUACGUGUUCGGAAUGAAGACUUAGACAACCAAUGGGUUGUGCCAUAUAAUGCACAUCUAUUGUCCAUAUACAACUGCCAUAUUAAUGUCGAGGUAUGCUCUGGUAUCACAGCUGUUAAGUAUUUGUACAAAUAUAUCUAUAAGGGACAUGAUAGGGUGGCCGUUCAUAUAACCCAAGAUGAUGAGCCGCGUCAAGUUGAUGAAAUCAAACAAUUUCAAGAUGCACGAUGGGUAUCUGCACAAGAAGCAAUGUGGAGAAUUUGUGAAUUUGGUCUGAAUGAUAUUUCUCCAGCAGUUAUCAACUUACAGCUUCACCUUCCUAACAAACAGUUUGUAUCCUAUCACGCAUCCCAAAAUCUGCAGAAGCUUUUAUUGUGGGAUCAUGUUUCAAAAACAAUGCUAACUGAAUAUUUUACUCUGUGUGCUACAAGUGAAAAGGCAAGGCAAUUUCUCUACAGAGAAUUUCCAGAGCAUUACGUAUGGAAUAAGAGGGACAAAAUUUGGACAGAAAGGCAGAAAAUUGGCGUUAUUGGACGUAUAAGUGCAGUUAGUCCGAUUGAAGGAGAAAGGUACUAUGAAAAAUUAUUGUUGAAUCAUGUUAGGGGACUAACCUCUUUCCGACAUUUAUUGACGGUUAAUGGUAUAGAAUGCUCAACAUUCAAAGAAGCGGCACAAAAAAGGGGUUUAUUAGAAGCUGAUCAAAGCAUUUUCGAUUGCAUGAAUGAGGCAAUAACAUUUCAAAUGCCAAAUGAACUACGCAGGUUGUUUGCAAUAAUCUUGGUACAUUGUGCACCGACAGAUGUAAGAGUUUUAUGGGAUACUUACUUUGAUGCAAUGUCUGAAGAUUUUAAAAGGGAUGCCAAUACUUCAAUCCGACAACGUGUUUCUAAGACAUUGCUGAGCUUAAGAGUUUUGUUAGAGAGCAUGGGAAAAGAUAUAAAUUCAUAUGAUCUUCCCACAAUUCCUUCUUAUGAUGCUAAUAUAGAAAAUAAUUGUUCCGGAGAGAUACAAGAUGAGAUGUCGAUACAAAUUCCUGAGGAAGAUCAAGAUGCAGAGUUAAAGUUGAAUGAUGACCAACGGAAAGCAUUUUCUAUGAUUUUGAGUUCCAUACAGAAAGCAGAAGGUGGGAUUUUUUUCAUAGAUGGACCCGGUGGAACUGGAAAGACUUUCUUAUAUCGUGCACUAUUAGCUCAUCUUAGAUUAAGAAAACACAUAGCUCUUGCAACUGCUACAUCUGGAGUUGCUGCAGGGAUCAUGCCAGGAGGAAGAACAACACAUUCACGCUUUAAAAUUCCUAUAAAUUCUGAUGAAACAAGUGAAUGUUCAAUUUCAAAACAAAGUGCAACUGCCGAGUUAUUGCGGAGAGCACAACUGAUUAUAUGGGAUGAAGCACCGAUGGCAAAAAAAUGGGCAAUUGAAAAUGUAGAUAAGGUGUUAAAAGAUGUCAUGGGGAAUGAUAAAGAUUUUGGUGGAAAAGUCAUCGUUUUUGGAGGAGAUUUCAGACAAAAUGAAAAAGAUCACUUUGUCCAUAAAUAUGAGAUCCAAGAAUGA